Anguilla anguilla (European eel) is the source of this 3208-nucleotide messenger RNA. It is a transcript of the gene barhl1a, whose product is annotated as BarH-like homeobox 1a. The record is from RefSeq and is a predicted model, not a curated record. Lineage: Eukaryota; Metazoa; Chordata; Actinopteri; Anguilliformes; Anguillidae. Gene Ontology annotation, cellular component: nucleus. Gene Ontology annotation, biological process: regulation of transcription by RNA polymerase II. The coding region runs from base 1691 to 2659 and encodes 322 amino acids. The transcript has 3 exons. Gene Ontology annotation, molecular function: DNA-binding transcription factor activity, RNA polymerase II-specific; RNA polymerase II transcription regulatory region sequence-specific DNA binding.
GGUGCGUGCGAUGGAAGAACGUCUCCAAUCUGCUUCAAUUGUCUGGACUCGACGAGGUCUUAAAUUGGGCGAACUGAAUACGAAACAGCGUGGCACACGGGAAAACUUCACGUCGAGAUAACUAUAAUGCGGCUAAAUUUACGACUAGCAUAACCUCCGCUGCAUUUGAUUAGUAGGACAGAUUAGGCCAGACCAAACUGUUUCUUCUGAAGAAUGUCGGUACAACACGGUUUGUUCAAUUAUUGUUUUUGUGGCUGUUAGUAAUAAUAGUACCCUAGUAUUACUAAUAACGGUAUUCAGAUCAUGCAGUCAUUAUUUUACUGUAUUGAUUAUAUUGUUCUUUAAUAACUGGUAUAGCUAUAACCAAGAGGUUGCAGGUUGCCGUCCAAGGAGGGGCGCCGCUGUGGUACAUUUGACCAAGUAGGUGUCCUUAAUCUGGAUUGUUGUAUUGAAAUUUUCAGAUACAUAAAUGCGUACGCUAUGCGGAAAAAAUUAAAUACAGAAGAGCGCUUGGCAGGCAAGCAAAUAACUGUGAUUUUAAAGCGAAACCAACAGGCUUUUAACGCGGGCCAACAAACAUUUAAAGACACACGAAAGAACUAUAGGCCUUGGCUUUGAAAAUGAGCUGCGUAGUAACCCCUGUCAGUUUUAUUGGUGAUGCGAUGAAAAAAAACUGUACGAAAGUGGCCAGUAAAUACUUAGAUCUGGUUCUCCUAAUUUAUUCCGUGUCUCUUUUAUUGAAAGUGAAGGAAAGGGGAGGGGAACCGGGUUUCCUCCUCCUCCUCUGCAGCGAGUCAUCACCCAAAAAGACCACUCAGCCAAUGGAAACCUGCCGCUGGGGACGCACGUAAACUGGACACCUUUAAAACGUAGCUUCUGAGUGUGACACAAGUUCAUUUUUUAGGAAAAGUGUCAUCGGGAGACUUUGGUUACCGGAUGUGUGCGCUUAACCUGAUUUACCCCUGGCUGUCCGCUUUUUUCUCCCAACUGACCAACGGUCUGAACCCUUGUCUGGCGCGGAAUAUUCUUGUCUAAUGUAGUCCUCUCUCUCACGCGCCGUCUGUCCAGGCCACCACAACUAACUACCUUUGAUCUUAUUAAAAUUUCAACAAUCACUGGCUUCUUUAUCAAGUAAAGAUCGUCAUUUCAAUUGACUUUGAUCACCCGUGUAUCUGUCCGUGGUGCUGAAACUCCGUGUCCGUUGAGUGGUGCUGCGCUUGGUGGAUCUGUGGAUCAGAUGUAUUCAGUUAAAAAAAAAAAAUAGUACAGUGUAAUUCGUAAACAACGAGUAGUUAUUUUGGACAGACAUUUUAAACGGGAGUUUUAAAGCUUCGUAAAACCUCGACGGGAUUCAAAGGAUCACUUGUACUUGGCAGCUGAAAAUGUCUACACGUUGUACCGAUUAUUUAAUUUUUGACAAAUUAGCUACUUUAACUCAGCAGUGAUUUGUUUAGGAACUGCUAAAUUAGGUGAUAUUCUUCAAUUUCUGGAAACCUCUGAAACGUCUGCUUUGGAGGAGAAUCAUCUGAAGAACGUGGAGGAAUAUCCUAUAGGCUGCUAUUUCCAACUGUGUCUGGAUUUUCUAACCGGAUUCGGUAAUAUUGUCGGCACUCUCGCUCGAUUCACGCCGCCAAAACAAAUGCUAGUUUAAAACACCAGCCUAAAUAUACAGAACUCCUCAGCGCUGACAAUGGAGGCGUCCACAAACGGGUCCAGUUUUGGGAUUGACUCUUUGCUGUCUCACAGACCUGGAAGUCCUAUUAUUUCGAAAGGGGACAGUUUGGUGGGCGAAUGCAGGUCUCCUCUGGAGUUAAGCCCGCGGUCUGACCUGGAGAGUGGCUGUUCCUCUCCCCCGUCACCACGGCGCGAGUGCGGCGAAGAGUUAGUGCAGAGACAAGGUCAUGCUCUUGGACUCGAGUCUCACCUACAACAUGGACAGAUUUCCGCUGGUUCCCAGCCGCGUACGGUCACUUCGUCUUUCCUCAUCAGGGACAUUUUGGCGGACUGCAAGCCACUUGCCGCCUGCGCCCCAUAUUCCAACAAUGGACAGCCCACACAAGAAGCAGGGCGACUCGUGUCCAAAAUUGACGACUUCAUAGACAAAAUGCACAGCAACUCGUCAUCGGACAGCGAAUACAAAGUGAAAGAGGAGGGUGACAGGGAAAUAUCGAGCAGCAGAGACAGCCCGCCGGUUCGACUCAAGAAGCCCAGAAAAGCACGGACUGCCUUCACCGAUCACCAGUUGGCCCAGCUUGAACGCAGCUUCGAGCGGCAGAAGUAUCUGAGCGUUCAGGACAGGAUGGAGCUGGCGGCGUCGCUCAACCUCACAGACACCCAGGUCAAAACGUGGUACCAGAACAGGAGGACGAAGUGGAAGAGGCAGACCGCAGUUGGACUCGAACUGUUGGCAGAAGCUGGGAAUUAUUCUGCCCUACAAAGAAUGUUUCCUUCUCCCUACUUCUACCCACAAAGUUUAGUGUCGAACCUAGACCCCGGGGCAGCCUUGUAUUUGUACCGCGGACCUUCAGCUCCUCCGCCGCCUCUGCAGCGGCCUCUUGUUCCAAGGAUUCUUCUACACGGUCUACAGGGAGGCAGCGAGCCGCCCCCACCUCUCCACUCCCUCUCCGGAGUGCUCCCGCGAGCCACACAGCAACGGUGAGCCGCCCUCUGCGGAGCCACAGACCGACAGCUCAAAAACAAACAAAUGGGGGCAUGUACACAAAGUGACAGAAAAUAUUAAUAUCUAAAACAAAAAACGAACUUGAACUGGACUUUCUCAAAAAGAACUGUUAAGUCUACCUGUUUAAACAUGGAUAUAAGACCAGUUUAUUUCUCUUUAUAUAUUUAUCUAUUGAAUGAUUUUUCCCUUCAGAGAGACCGGUACAUACAGUAUAACUGGAAAGGAGACAUUUCAUCGUGUUUUUUGUGUCAUAGGUGCGCGGUUCCUAUAGGGUGCAAAUGUCACUCGACCAAAACUCCAACAAACUUGAAAGGUUCAUUUGGAAUGCAGCUUCAGCAAGUUCAGUUUGGUUAGCCUACAGGCCUGGGUGCUGACAAACAGGAUUAGCUUGAUAUGUCUGUAGAAAAAAGAAAAACAAAACCACAUACACAACUGCUGCAGCUGAUAAUAAUAAUAAUAAUAAUAAUAAUAUAUUAUUUGAAUUCUGCUUUUAAUUUAGUCUACUUCCAUAGCGUACAGGGAACAAAA